AGGGUCUUGCAAUGGCAUUCUUGAUACACCUCUGGGCCUGAAAAAGGGAAGCAGGCGUAACUUUUCGCUCUUGCAUCAAGCUCUGUCGUGUUACCUCGGGUCCAUUUUGUACAGUGAGUGCUACUGAAGUCAUUGUGGUGACGCUCGCGAGACAGAAACUGUGCUUCUUGUGCGUCCCUGUUUUUCUUCACCAUCUCAGCAGCUUGGUUAAAGCAGCAGGAAUGGCAAGCACUGGCGAACGGCCACGGCCAAGCGGAGUUCCUAGCCCAUCUGCGGGUGCUCUCGGUUCUUCACCAACAAAGUCAGCAGGCCACUCUCUGCCUGGGCCAACGUACAGACCAGCACUCAGCGGUGUGCAGACAGCUCAUGGUGUGGCACCAGCUUCAAGCGUACCGCCAGGGCUUCGAAUGCCAGGACCACGUGGCAUGCUAAGGUCUCCCAGUACGCAGGGGCUGCCUUUCUUACCUGUGGCUCCAGCAUCUCCGAAGACAGACUUCAAGCACAGGGCGCUAGCGCAGCGGGAGGCAGAAAGCCUACUAAAAAGGUACCCUGGUAACACGGUACUCACAAUCUUGAGAGAGGUUGCAAAGCAAGGAUCGUCAAAGAUAAACUGGGUGGCCAUCCACCAGAGGAUAGGGGCUGCUAUCAAAGGUCCCAGGGAGGCGCAGGCAAUCUGGAGGUGUCUGGCCUACGGCCAUGCCAUCCCAGAAAACUUGGCACCGGGUGUAGAGCCCCUGGAUGAUGAUAGUGACAUUGACGAAACGGACGUCACCAAACCGAGCACGCCGGGAAUCAGCCUUGCAAUGCAAAUGGACGCCACUGCCUGGGUCAAGAAUGAUCUGCGGCGCAUCGGCCUCGAGGUAGCUGCAACUGGAGCUCUCAGGCGGCGCCUGACAUUGCCAUCUCCUGCGGCCAGGCCAAGCAACUCUGCCCCCCUGGGGACGGGGAUGCGGCCAGGAGGCGUGUCUCCAGUUGGAUCAAGUCUGCUGGGGCAGAAGCGUCCCUCGCACAUUUUGACACAAACCAGUUCUGGUUCAAGGCCUGGCUCCCCUGGCUUCUCAGGCACUACACGGCUAUCCCCCCUCUCCUCCCAGUACUCCCCUCACGUAUCCCCACACGUCCCUCAAAACCCCUCUCCUCUGGGGCCAAACAAGAGGCGGCACCUAUGGUCAGAAGAGGAAGAUAAGACCCUGCUCGAAGCCGUCCAAAAACACGGCGAGGGCCACUGGGAGGAGAUCUUGCGCCAGUACUUCGGCUCCGACCGCACCGCCGCGCAGCUGAUGCAGCGCUGGGCGCUCAUCCGCAAGCGGCCCGCGACACACCCCCCCGAGGCAGAAACCCCGACAGCUGCAGACAACUCCGGCAGGGAGGCGGGCCGCAUCACGCGGUCCACAGACAGUAGGCUGAGGCACGGGGGGGCGUGGGGACAGUCCAGGGGCUAGACGAUCCGGCGGGGGUGAAUAAGCCGUUGCGACUUCCUCGAAACUGCUCAUAGAAAUCCGGUCGAGCUCAUAUGAGUGACGGCCGACCUGUUAGCUUUAUAAGAUCUGCAAAGCACAUGCUGUAAGAGCAGCGGCUCUGUAGCAUGCUCGUAGCUCCAAAUUUUAAUCGAAGGAGGGGGGAUCUCGAUCUUGCCGUCUGGUUUACGCUAAAGCCAGAAGCCGGAGCUCCGAGGGGAAAGCCAGACCGGGACGACUUCACGUGCAGUACUGCCUUGUAAAGGUGUCUUGAGGAAGUGAGACCCGUACCUGGCUCGCAAGGCGGCAGUCUAGGACGUAGUGCGUCAGCAGCUCGACUUUGACGGAAAAAGGUGCAGAACCUCUAUAAGGGGAUCAGAGUUCCAGCAGGUGAAAACACCCACAAACGUGUCGUUCGACAGAGGAGUUCGUCAUCACGGGCGCCUGCUACUUACGUGUCCUUUUAAUGGCAGAUAUCAUGCUGCAAGUAGUUCCCAACAGAAGUGGGAUGCUGGACGGUUUGGACAAAAGCUGUUGGCAUGACUGUACUGCACAGAUCGUCCUUGCCGUCGGCGCUAGGCCAAGCACCUUGAUGUCUGACGUAACGUACCGAGUGCGCACCUCACUUUGCUGAUCGUGCUCUUUGCAGGCUGGCCCGUAGACAGAUACUUGUCUCCAGAAAGCUACUACUUGCUAGCGACCCCAGCAUGGGGCCGUUCAAGAUCGCAUAUCGUUCUUCUAGUCAUGUACUUCAUAAGAGACAUUAUUGCAGGUCCACUUUGGGCUAAAUAGGGCUUAAGGCCUACAGUGUUCCUACGGUUGUGAACUUUUCCUCCAAUAGAGUUGACAUUUCAAAGCUCGUCACCAACUAAUCAUGCUCCAGCAGCGAUGAAAAACAAAAAUGAAAUCGGUCCAAAUGCGCAUGGCUUGUAAUCACUCUUCCCAGC
Klebsormidium nitens is the source of this 2404-nucleotide messenger RNA. NCBI's taxonomy places the organism in Eukaryota, Viridiplantae, Streptophyta, Klebsormidiophyceae, Klebsormidiales, Klebsormidiaceae. The record is from the annotation of a GenBank genome assembly.